This is a messenger RNA of Diorhabda sublineata, 666 nucleotides long. RefSeq lists its product as uncharacterized. The record is from RefSeq and is a predicted model, not a curated record. The coding region runs from base 1 to 633 and encodes 210 amino acids. The transcript has 5 exons. NCBI's taxonomy places the organism in Eukaryota, Metazoa, Arthropoda, Insecta, Coleoptera, Chrysomelidae.
AUGGAUAUUCAAUAUCAAGUUAGGGCUAAAAUAGCCUUAUACGCAAUAAAAGCUGUGAUUAUAUACGAAAUUAAUGAAUUUUACACGAUUUGUAUCCUUAGAAAACCCCAUUAUGAUAAACAGUUACCAAACUGGUUCUUAAUCCGUACAACAAUAAAUUCAGCUUUGGAUUAUCUAAAAAGAAUCGGUUAUAUUGAAAUCAUUCGAGAAAUUUCAUUAACGACGCCCACUAUUUUGAAUGACGUAAUAAUGGAGAAGUUUCAGUUGAAAAAUUUAUCUUUAUACGGAUUAUCGACGUUAAAUUAUAGAGAUACAGUUGUUGUAGAUGACUUACUGGAUAAUAAUGUCACAGUAAAAACAAUUAUUUUGAAAUUAAAUGCAUCUUUAGAUACGUUGGGUGUCGGUGCUGACUACGAUGUCAGUAUGAAAUUUUUGUCUAUUUUCCCUUUACGUAUCAAAAGCAGAAUUAGCAUUGCUUUCAACAAUAUAAACAUCCAUUUAAUUUUGAUUAUCAACAACAGAAACAAAAAUUACAAGAUUCAACAUUUGGAAUUACAUUGGUGUUUUAGUCGUUUAAAUAACGAGAAUGAAUAUCAUUUGAUAGAAUCGAUUAAUGUAAUCGAUUCUUGGUGAAGUAGAAAUUUUCAAAAAAUUGAAGUAAAUGGG